CGGAGUGAAUUCGCGGUAGCCACACGUGGGUGAAAAUCUGUUGGUUAUUCAUGAUAAAUUUGUACGGUAUUUGAUAUUCUACAAAUUGUAAAUUUAAUUCAGCAUCAUGGUGAAAGUGAAGAAUAAGAAGCGUAAUUUGGCUGAAACAACAGCCAAAAAACGUGACCAAAAGAAGAAGAAAUCAUUAAAUGCUUUUGAAGUACAUGUAAAUAAAGAAAAGCACAAGGUCUUGGGUCGGAAGAAUAAGGCAGAUCGUGGACUGCCUGGCAUUGCACGUGCAAAGGCGAUAAAAAAGCGUAAAAAUACUCUGCUCCACGAGUACAAAGUGAAGGACAAAACUAAUACAUUUCUAGACAGACGUAUCGGGGAAAAAAAUUCUGCUAUGACGCAGGAAGAUAAAGUGAUGGCUAGGUUUGCAGCUGAGAAAAUGAAGGCACACAAGAAAAAGAAUAUCUUCAAUUUGAAUGACGAUGAGUUACUCACUCACAGAGGUCAAACUUUGGCAGAAAUAGAAAAAUAUGACGACCCAAGAAGCGAUGAUGAGGAGUAUAGCGAUGAAGAAAAUAAAACGGGAAAAUUGGACAAAGAUUUUGUAAGCGAAGCUCAUUUUGGUGGUGGCCUAUUUACAAAAUCUGACUCGUCGAUGUCCAGGAAAGAUUUAAUAGAACAGUUGAUAGCAGAGUCAAAGAAACGCAAAGCCGAAAAGCAAAAGGUACGGGAACAAACCUUGGAUUUAACUGAUAAACUUGAUAGCGAAUGGAAAGAUCUUUUGCCUAUCGUGAACGCUUCGAAAAAAUGUGCAGAAGUACCCUAUGAAAAAACUAAGGUUGACGAUUAUGAUAUCGCACUCAGAGAAUUGAAAUUUGAAGCCAGAGGUACGCCAUCCGACAGACUUAAGUCUGAAGAAGAAAUUGCUAAAGAAGAAAAAGAGAAACUUGAAAUGUUAGAAGCUGACAGAUUAGCAAGAAUGCGAGGGUCUGCUGGAAAUGCAAACAAUGCAGCGAAGCAUAAGUCGGCCGAUGAUCUAGACGAUGGGUUUGUUCUUGAGGAUAUUAAUGAAGAAGCACUCACUUAUGGCGAAGAUGGAGUAGUAAAUGAUAUCAGUAAAGAGAAGGAUAAUGAGAACCCUGAGGAUAAUACUGAAAAUGAAAGCAGCGGGGAAAGUGAGAGCAGCGAGUCUUUGGAAGAUGAAAAUAUAAUGCCAGAAGACUUGAAUAAUGAUUUGGACAAUGUUCAUACCCUUGACGCGAAGCUAAACACAAAUAUAGAACUUGUGUGCAAUGCUGGAACUCAAAUACAGCACAAAUCUAAAGACCCAUAUGAUAAUAUUCCAGUUCUGAAGAUAUCUGACGAUAAUGAAGUUGCCAAAAGUAAGAUUAAUAAGCAUAAAAGAAUUUCCGAUACUGCUGAUCUCUUGAAGAAGAAUGACAAGCAAACAAUAACGAAUACAAACGUCUUAAAAACUCCAAUAUCUGCUGAACCACCAGCCAAUGGUUUUGAGGAUGAAAGCUUGGAAUCCGAUGGUGAAUCUGAAACAGUGGAAAACUCGGAUGACGAUGGUUCAGAUGAGGACAACCUGUCUGAUUUGAAAAUGGAUGAAUCCUCAAGCGAAGAAGAUGCACCGUUGUUGAUGAAAAAUGUUAAAUUCUCAACAAAUUUAACCCAAAAAGUGACGCCAUGUCAGAAACCAACUUCUACUCCACUUAAAUCAAUACUGAAAUCUGUAAAUGAUGAAUCGAGUGAAGUAGAAAAGCUCUCCGCAGAAGAACGAACUGCACAAAUCAAAGCAGAUCUUUUAAAAAGAAAAGAAGUGAUGGAACAAGCUCGCAAAGAAUUGCCUUACACCUACGCAGCACCAGAGAGCUUCGAGGAAUUGCAAAAACUAUUGCAGCAUCAAAAUGCUGAUUAUCAAACAGUUAUUGUAGAAAGAAUAAUCAAAUGCAAUCAUCAAUCGCUUGCAGAAAGUAACAAAGAAAAAUUAGCCAAGCUGUUUGCAUAUUUACUUCAACAUGUGAAUGAAUGUAUGAUAAAUACUGAGGACAGAGGUAUAGCCAAUUGUUUUCAAAUAUUCGAUAGACUAUGUCCACAUCUUUAUGAUCUUACGCAUGCGCUUCCAGAAAAUGCCAAAACAUGCAUUCAGGAAAUGAUGAAGGAAAAACACGAAACGUUCGAACUACACCAAAAGAAAUAUCCUGAACUAGGCACUCUGAUUCUGUUCAAACUGGUAUCUCUUCUAUUUCCAACUUCUGACUACAGGCAUCCAGUUGUUACUCCAAGUAUAGUUUUUAUGUCUCAAAUAUUAACGAGAUGUCGAGUCAGAAGUAGAAGUGACAUUUCAAAAGGGCUAUUCAUCUGUACUCUUGUUUUGGAGUACACGUUAUUAUCGAAACGAUUUUCGCCGUCAGUGAUCAACUUUUUACGGGGAGUAAUACACAUGGGUACACCAAAGCCCUCUGUUCAAGUAAUAAAAACAAUUCCGCCAUUUAAAUGUAUAGGAGAAUUGAGUAAUCUCUUGAUCGUAGACACGGAUCAGUCAAAAAUGAAAAUCAAACCAGAGUCAAAUGUUAUGCUGGCAAGUGAUUUGAUUGAAAAUGAAAUCGAUGAUGAUUUCAGGGUCAGAACAUUUAUAACAGCGGUGAAUUUAGUCUCUGAGUUUAAAACUCAACUUGAAGAGCUAGAGGCAGCUUAUCCAAUAUUUGAACCUAUCGUUAAACUUUUAAAUAUGAAUAAAAUGAGUAAUUAUCCAGAAAAUGUGAAACAGCAUGUCAGGAGCAUUUUGGAAGAUUUAAAUACUUUGAAGGAUAAAAAGUUAGAAUAUAUUACUCGUGACAAAAAGAAACCAAAAGCUUUAAGGCUGUAUGAACCAAGGAUAGAGACUGUAUAUGACGGAAGAAAACAUAAACCAAUGUCCAAAGAGAAAGCAGAGAGAGAAAAAUUGUUGCAUAAGUACAAAAGAGAAGUUAAAGGUGCAAUACGAGAAGUCAGAAGGGAUACAGCUUUCUUGGCAAAAGUACAGAUCAAACAACAAAUUAAAAGUGAUGAAGAUCGUAAACGAAAAGUUAAAGAAAUUUUCGGCAAUGCAGCACUUCAGCAGGGUGAGCUUAACAAAAUUAAGAGGUCCAAAUGAAGUUAAUACGAUUCUCAUUAGCUACAGGUAUGAAUUGAUAGACAUAUCUAUACGACUAUCACUAAUACUAUCCCUGAAUUGAAAUUGAAAAACUAUGGUAUACAUUUUUGGUACCAUUGUAUUUAUUGCAACGUGUACAUACAGUAUAAUAGAAAAAGCAAUGUUUUAUAACUAAAUAUAAAAUAAAUAACAAAACUCGAAAUAU
Diprion similis is the source of this 3332-nucleotide messenger RNA. Its product is annotated as nucleolar protein 14. Bases 107 to 3127 code for a protein of 1006 amino acids. Lineage: Eukaryota; Metazoa; Arthropoda; Insecta; Hymenoptera; Diprionidae. The transcript is spliced from 7 exons. Gene Ontology annotation, cellular component: nucleolus; Noc4p-Nop14p complex; small-subunit processome. The record is from RefSeq and is a predicted model, not a curated record. Gene Ontology annotation, biological process: maturation of SSU-rRNA.